UGAGGGUUGACAAAGGAAGAGGGGUGUCUCCACAGAGACCGAGUCAAGCCGCUUGAGUCACACAGUUUUCUCAGGAAAACCAGUGAGAAGCUCAGCCUUUCAGUCCACGCUUUGGAUGCAAAUGGAAGCAACAUGAGUGGAGGCCAAGAGGACCGAGCACUGACGGACCACAGCCUCCAUCUGAACGGGACUGCAGCUCUGGGACUGCAGGAUGAAGAGAUUGACGCGGCUCUGUAUGAGUUCAAAGUGUUUAACAUCGUCAUCACUGCCCUGGCCUUGUGCAUCCUCACUAUCACCGGCCUGUACUACAUCGCUGCCUGCUACAAUCGCACAAGGCAGUCAAAGAGAGCUCAUGUAUACGAGAGCGCAGUGACCCGAGGCGAGCCAAGAGACCCAGUGGCGGUCAGAGCGGUGAAGAGGUCAACCAGCUUCCUCAACCCUCUCGCCUUCUUCAGGAAAACAGAGGCAGCAAAGGACAACUCCAAGAUCUAUUAUAUCUACAGCAACCCACUGCCUGUAGGACUGAAGGAGGAGGAGGAGGAGGGGGGCAGUAAAGCCAGCCGGGAGGCAGAGGAGCAAACUGUGCUGCCUCCGCCUCUGUCGUUUCAAGAGUACGCCGACAACCCCAACAGUGGCGUCAUCCUGGACCCUCCCAUAUUUUACAUGCAGCUUUAGAGGACAGGAGGGAGAAGAUGUAAUAAAAUUAGAGCAUAGAGUCAGAAAAGUUCGACCCCUAGACGUGUUUAUCAAAAGCUGUCAUCAUAUACAGGCCUUUAAAUGGCAUUCCAGCAACUUCACAACUUAAAUCCAGCUGACUUGUCAUGAGGACCAUUACUUAGUAAUACAAGCUGUAAAAAGUCAUGCACAGCUCUGGAGGAGUCUGAGAAAUUAAUCUUGAUUAUGUCACAGCAAAUUGAUAAGGGUUACCUUAGCAUAGCCCUAAACACAGAAUCUAUAAUAAAAGCCUACUAUAUAAACUGGAGGAAUUAAGUUUUAAUGAUGCGGGCAACCAUCGUGCAAGUAAUGAAAGAUGCUAUUACAUUGCAUUGUGGGAAAUCCAGUGUUUUUAAAGUUUGACCAGAUCUGGGGACAUCAGGAUAUGUUGGCUGCGACUAUUACUGCUUUGACUCUUUUUGUUUUAAUUUCCCAUCUUAAAUCACUUAAGUACCCUUUUCAUAACAAAUAACUUCAGUUUAUGCAUGUAAAAUAAGUGCAAGUAAAUAGAAAGCAUGUGUUGAAGAGCAAACAAAAAUGUGCACUUGACUUGAGCAUGCAGCUGCAUUUUUUUCAUCUUUGAGAAAAUACGUGUCUUCAUAUCAUUGGCUAGAAGCACAGCAUGGUUUAAAAGCUCUGCCAGCAGGCUCAGAGAGCAGUGUAAUUUUAAUGUAUUUUUCUGACAAUAUAAAUGAACUUAAUUUGAAAGAUGCUUAAAUCAAAUACAGGAUCAAUAUAAUUAUGUAUAAUGAAGCUAAAUAAGUUGAUAUGUUUACAUAUAGGAUGGCAGCAUGCAAAGGGUUAGGGAUGGACAGUAAGUUACACAUAUCAUUUCUACUGUUAUCGUUAGAAAAGAGUUAAAUUUACGCAACUGUGCACAAAGCAUUUUUUUUGAGCUGUUGAAUUGGUGACAAAUUCUUGAUGAUGGAGUUAAUGUACAUCCUGGGUUUCUUCAGGGCAUUAGAUUAGAUUAGAACACAUGACCAGUACAGUGCUUUGACCAGUGUCAAUAAAAGACCACUUUUAAAUGCAGUUUUAUGUCCCACAAAGUCUGCCAAAAAUACUGUGUAUAGCUCUACCCAUUAUUCAUUUCAUUACAGUGCAUACUUAGUUAUUUCCUGAUAUCCAUUCUGUUUUAGAGAUGUUGUGUAUUAGAACAAGUCCUUAUUCCUCUAUGCUCAAAAGAACAGAACACCAUACUACUUGCAACAUUUAUAGUAUAUAUACUGUUUGCUGCAAUUCUCAGUUUAAAUUUUUGCUUUCCACCUCUAAAGACCUGUAAGAUUUGCAAAGCCCUUAAAAACCUCACUUUAACCUGCAGGCUCUCCAAACUCAACGUAAUUAUGCAGUUCUUUAAAAGCCGAUUUUUGAAACAAAACAGUAAGGAUUUGAAAGUGUUUCUUGAUUUUUAAUGAUCAUUCAUAAAACUGCUGAUGGUGCUUUACAAAAGAAGCUGAGUGUGAGACACAGAGAGAGAUGAGAAAAAUACAAACGAUUAUCACUGCAGAGCAAUCAAAAAGCCCUCCUGGUCAGAACGAUUGGCUUGUACAAGAGUCAGUCCUCAGAUGAUCGGCUGGGUCUCUCUGAUCAGCCACUCCAAAGCCUCCUUCCUGCCCUGCCGCUCCAGCUCUGCUCCCACCACCUCCCGACACUUCCUGUGGUACUCAUUCACCCAGUCGAGCUGCAGGACACAGAGGAGAGGGUCAAAAACUGCCAAACCAUGAAGCGGCUGUGUGUAGACAGUACAUAAUGCAACACAGAAACUGGGAAUAUUAUCAAACAUACAAAUGCAUGAUUUUAACAUAGGACACCACCAAUAGGACUGUUAAUAAGUAGAUUAAAUGUGAUGCGUUGCUGUACUUUAAGUGCUUAUAACAUUAACAAUAAAAAUCAUUUGAGAUGAGUGAAACAUUU
Amphiprion ocellaris (clown anemonefish) is the source of this 2628-nucleotide messenger RNA. RefSeq lists its product as uncharacterized. NCBI's taxonomy places the organism in Eukaryota, Metazoa, Chordata, Actinopteri, Pomacentridae. The coding region runs from base 133 to 675 and encodes 180 amino acids. The record is from RefSeq and is a predicted model, not a curated record. The transcript has 3 exons.